This is a messenger RNA of Rhododendron vialii, 2034 nucleotides long. RefSeq names its product small RNA degrading nuclease 1-like. The transcript is spliced from 12 exons. Gene Ontology annotation, cellular component: nucleus. The record is from RefSeq and is a predicted model, not a curated record. The coding region runs from base 92 to 1564 and encodes 490 amino acids. Lineage: Eukaryota; Viridiplantae; Streptophyta; Magnoliopsida; Ericales; Ericaceae. Gene Ontology annotation, molecular function: nucleic acid binding; exonuclease activity.
ACCUUAACAAUUUACGCUCAUAAACCCUAAUCCAACCUCCACGCAGUUUGCCGUCUCCGAACUGUGCUCUCUCUGUCUCUCUCUCAUCAAGAUGGAUGAAAAGAUUGACGUUGUGGGGAAACCGGUUCUCGUGGAACUCGUGAAGGUGGCUCAGAAAAGAGGGAUGAUGGGAAGUAAAGGGAACUGGAAGCAGUUUCUGGCUGUUUAUGACAAACAAUUUGGGGCUUUAUUGAGUGAUCCAGCAAAGAGGUCUGUUGAUGCAUUGGCUUCUUUUCUAAAGACAUUUAGCCAAGAGGAUGAUUUGACGUUUUUCAAGAAAAUAUUACGAUGCCAUUCUACAGUGGAGGAAUUGAAAGAGGAAUCCAAUGGCAUUGAAUCCCCUGAGCAGAGGCUGGUUCGGUUAACUCUUGAGCACCCGCAGUACCCAUUAGAUUAUUCGUUUCCAUCACAUGAGGAGGGAUGGUUGGUAACGAAGCUCAGUAAAAAGAAGAAGACAAUUAGAUCGACUGCCUUGAUUGCCAUUGAUUGUGAGAUGGCUCUCUGUGAAGAUGGGACUGAAGCUUUGGUGAGGGUUUGUGUUGUCGACCGCAACUUACAGAUUAAACUUAAUGAACAUGUAAAUCCGAAUAAAGCAGUUGCAGACUACAGGACUGAGAUUACUGGGCUCACUGCCAAAGAUUUGGAUGGAGUUACUUGUUCAUUGGUCAAUGUGCAGAAAUCCAUGAAGAAGCUGUUAUCGCAUGGAACGAUUUUAAUUGGGCACAGCUUGAAUAAUGAUAUGCAAGCACUGAAGUUAGACCAUGCAAGAGUGAUCGACACCUCUUUAAUCUUCAAAUAUGCGGAUGAGACUAGUUGGAGAAAGCCCUCUUUGAAUAACCUUUGUAAGGCUGUGUUGGGAUAUGAAGUUAGGAAGCAGGGUGAUCCCCACAAUUGUGUAGAUGAUGCAUGCGCCGCGAUGAAACUUGUUCUGGCCAACUUAGAGUCUGGAUUUGAUAAUGUUAUACCUUUGGUUCAUGAGGAUGUGCCUGUGAUUGAAAGGUCAAAACUACUACUGCACAGGAUACCAGUCAAUGUGGCCAGUGAAGAAUUACGUAAAAUUGUUCCUGGGGACUUCACUAUUGAGAUUAAGCCUAACAAAAAGGCUGGAGGAGAUAAGUAUUCUGCCUUUGCCAUUUAUAAGAAUCAACGAGAGGCAAAUCAAGCAUUUGAAAGUAUCAAUGGGAACAAAGAAAAGGACUCUUCCGGACUACCGCAGAAAUGUACUUCAUUCCAACUUGAUUCAGGAAUGACUGGUAGUAUAUAUGUUCGCAAAAUGGCAAAUGAUGAUCCUCUUGGUCUAGCUUCAUCGAGGAAAAGACCUCUCCAAGUUGAGGAGACCACAGCUGAGUCCAAAAAGUUGCACUCAGAUAGGGGUGUUAGAGGGCAGACUGUGUCAGGUUCAAAUGUUUGUGAUGAUCAUGUAAAGGAGAUAGAAAGAUUAAAGCAAGAACUGAAGCAGAGGGACGAAGAAAUCUCCAACCUGAACAAGCUCGUAGUUGCUCUUACAAGGAAACAAGGACUCUAAACAGGCACACUAUCUCAUGGAAGUGUUUCUGCGGUGUAGGGAUACGGAAAAAGUAACGGUGUGUGAUUUUAGAUGCUCGAGAGAGCCUCUCCAGAAUAUCAGAGGAAAAUAUUGGUUGAUCUUUGGCAGCUGGCGAGUGAGUUUGGCUGGAGAUUAACCAGAAGAACAGGGAUAUGCUGCUGCUAUCGUCAUGUUUUUAACAACGUAGAAUGUCAUCAUGGGGGCAUAGCUUUAAUGGUUUUAUCCAAUAUGUUGGUGCUGAUGGAGAAUGAGGGCCGUUGCUGCUUCCACAAUGUACCAUCAAUCGCAUCUCCAAUUUUGCUAUAGCUGUAGCUGUUAUAUUUAAAUUAAUAGGAUUCGAUUUAAGUAGCACAAUGAGAACUAGAUGCCCCUAUGUUUAGAAGGAUUGUUUGAUCAAUAUUGGUAGUCAUGUAAACUUGUUUCUAUUCUAGUAUAAAUUAAUUUCUAGA